This is a messenger RNA of Microtus oregoni (creeping vole), 875 nucleotides long. It is a transcript of the gene Xcl1, whose product is annotated as X-C motif chemokine ligand 1. Gene Ontology annotation, biological process: G protein-coupled receptor signaling pathway; neutrophil chemotaxis; cellular response to type II interferon. Gene Ontology annotation, cellular component: extracellular region. Gene Ontology annotation, molecular function: chemokine activity; CCR chemokine receptor binding. Lineage: Eukaryota; Metazoa; Chordata; Mammalia; Rodentia; Cricetidae. The transcript is spliced from 6 exons. Bases 456 to 788 code for a protein of 110 amino acids. The record is from RefSeq and is a predicted model, not a curated record.
CCUUGCCAUGAUCUUAGCGUAGUGACUGUGUUUAUAAAGGGUGAUUCAUCUUCAGCUAAAGACACCUUCUGUAUCUUUCUGGGCUUUAGGCUGUGGUAGAGAAGAGUCACACAGCCUCUCAAUAGGGAUCCUGUCAUAUGGGAUGCUGUCUUCCUUUUCGGUUAAGCCUCUCUGUAAACCCUUUAUGGACCAACCUAGGAACGUCUCCUCAAUGAUGGUACCACUUUUGGUCGCUGAGCCUGAAGAAGGAUGCAGACGUCUGGUUUCACAGCUCAUGAGUCCUGAAACAGUAUGGUUUCUCAAGCAAAGAACGAUACUGAGCACACUGUAGUAUUAACCUAUAAUGCUGGCUUUGGGUCUUGACAGGAAGUGUGCUGACCAAUGGAGGGGGCAAAUAAAAGGGGCUCCUGGGGAGUCUGCUCCAUACUCUUGCACAGCCCAGCAAGACCUCAGCCAUGAGACUUCUCCUCCUGACUUUCCUGGGAGCCUGCUGCCUCACCACGUUCUCUGUGGAAGGCGUGGGGACUGAAGCCCUAGAAGAGAGUUUCUGUGUGAGCUUAAGGACCCAGCCGCUGCCGGUUCAGAGAAUCAAGACCUAUACCAUCAGGGAGGGCAUAUUGAAAGCAGUUAUCUUUGUCACCAGACGAGGAGUGAAAAUCUGUGCUGAUCCACAUGCCCAGUGGGUGAAAGCAGCGAUCAGAACUGUGGAUAGGAGGAAGAACAUAACCGAAACUAGUCCCACGAGAGCCCAGCGGUCCACCAGCUCAGCCAUGACCCUGUCUGGGUAGUGCUGUCUGGGACAGUGUUCCCUCAACAGCCGAGUAGCUCAUCUCAGUUCGCAGGCUCAUGGACUAAUUGUGCUAUAUUUACUUUUU